AUGGCUUCGGCGGCGACUGCCUCUCGUCCGUCUGGCUCUCCAGCGCCCACCGCUGCCAAUGGCAACUCCAGUAAGGAUGCUGCCAGCGCCGCAACCGCAGCCAUGGCUCAACCCAUUGCCGAACCUUGGGAUGGUCUCGAUACCCGCAUUCUCACCGACUUGGCUCGUCGAGGACUUAUGUCCACCCUCGACACCAUCAACGAAGCAAAAACCCUCAUGCUCGAUCCAUCCCUAGCUGGACCCCUUGGCCUUGUCGCCGACGUUUCCAGCCUCAAACAACACGGCGUUGAAAAGAUGUUCUGGCUCGAACCAGCCUCCCCCGCUUUUGUUUCCAACACAGACACAGCUCACUCCCAAGCACAAACUAAAGCAGGCCUGAAAAGCGUCAACGCUCCCACCAAAUCGGUCGUCUACAUUUGCCGACCCGAAAUCAAGUGGAUGAAAGCUAUUGCUGAGCAUCUCCGAGCGGAUCGAAGUGUAAGACCCACUUCGCCAUUGCAGCACACCUAUACGAUCUCGUUCGUCCCGCACAGAACUGAGCCAUGUUUGCAGUUCCUCGACCAGGAAGCGGCUCUCUCAGAUGUCUCGCUUCUCGAUUUCGGUCUCGAGUUCAUUGCUCUCGACGACGACCUGAUCAGUCUGGAAGACGAUUCAGCGUGGAAGAAGAUCUAUUGCGACGGUGAUCAUACCCCUAUCUUUCGUUCAGCACAAUCGCUCAUGACGCUUCAACACGCAUGUGGACUCUUCCCGCGCAUUUUGGGCAAAGGAGCUCUCGCACGUCGCUUGGCAGAUCUCUUGAUCAGACAACGACGAGAGCAUCUUGCUUCAGAUCCAUCCAGUCCAGCUCUCACCACACCAAGUCAAAGCAUCGAUAGCUUGAUCAUCAUAGAUCGGGCUGUGGACUAUGCUACUCCUCUAUGCACCCAGCUCACGUAUGAAGGGUUGGUGGAUGAAGUGGUGGGAAUCAGUAACGGUCAUGUGGAAGUCGAUCCUUCGCUUCUAACCGGUGGACAGCCUCAAACGCCAGGGAUGGGUGCUCAACCACAAGCUUCGGGUAGUGGUACACCACUCCAACUCACUUGCACCCCUAAGAAACGGAAACAUCGAUUGGAUGCUUGGACAGAUUUGCUCUUCGCUGAAAUCCGCAACCUCAAUUUCGCCGUCGUUGGAGAUCGACUCCACCGAGCAGCCAGACGUCUCAACCAAGAUUAUGAGGGUAGACACCAAGCCAAAACUGUCUCUCAGAUCCGUGCGUUUGUUGGUAAACUUGGUGGGCUGCAGUCCGAGCAUGCUUCACUCCGGCUUCACACGGGUCUGACGGAAAGGAUCAUGAAAUGGACAGCGAGAGAAGAGUUUAACCGCAUGUUGGAAGUGCAGCAGAACUGCGUAGCGGGUAUCGAUCUGGCGAAUCAGUACGGUGCGAUUGAAGAUAUGGUCAAUGAGGAGCGAGACCUAGUUGGCGUGUUGCGGUUGCUCUGCUUGACCAGUGUAGUAGGGCUAGGUGGAGUAGGAGGAGGGAUCAAGGCCAAGAAUCUGGAGUUUGUGAAGAGGGAGAUUGUGCAAACGUAUGGAUAUGAGUAUUUGCCUUUGUUGCUGGCGCUUCAGAAGGUGGGGCUUUUGACGAAGGCUGGUCAAACACCCGCUGUUGUGGGUGGAGGAUUGGGUGGGGCGUUGAGUAGUGUUGUUGGAGGUGGAAGCAGCGCUGCGGCUGGGGCUGGAGGGAAUGAGGUGAGGGGUAACGCAGCAGAGGGGGGCAAUGGAGGAUUCGCAAGUGUUCGUAAGAGCCUUCGUCUUAUCAAUGACGAAGUUGACGAAAGAGCACCUGCGGAUAUCUCGUAUGUCUAUUCUGGUUACGCUCCUCUCUCAGUUCGUCUCGUUCAGGCAAUCGCGCAAAAGGAAGCCCUGCUAGAUCCUAAUUACGCCUCGUACGACCGCACAUCCUCUACCACUGGUGCCGGAAAACCGAGAACCCCACCACGAGCACACCCCAUUGUCGGAUGGCGUGGGUUUGAAGACGUAGUGAACCAACUUGCCGGUGCUACUUUUGACGAAGUGCAAUCUGCUUGCCUUUCCUCUACUGGCAGUAGUGGAGAAGGAGGAGUAGCCGGGCUCUCAGCGCCUUCGGACCCAGAUGCAAUUACCACAACCCUCGUAUUCUUCCUCGGUGGGGUGACAUACACCGAACUCGCAGCUUUGCGAUUCAUGAACAGCAAAACGAGAAACAGACGAUUCGUAGUGGCAACUACCAACACGAUCAAUGGGAAUAAGAUGAUUCGCCAUCUCAGCUCGGGUCUUCUCUGA
This is a messenger RNA of Ustilago hordei, 2301 nucleotides long. Its product is annotated as putative vacuolar sorting protein (hbrA). Gene Ontology annotation, biological process: intracellular protein transport; vesicle-mediated transport. Gene Ontology annotation, cellular component: fungal-type vacuole; CORVET complex. The record is from RefSeq and is a predicted model, not a curated record. Bases 1 to 2301 code for a protein of 766 amino acids. NCBI's taxonomy places the organism in Eukaryota, Fungi, Basidiomycota, Ustilaginomycetes, Ustilaginales, Ustilaginaceae. The transcript is spliced from 2 exons.